AUGCCCCCUUUACCGCCGGGGUCCGGGUUUGACAUCUUCUGCCAUAUCAUCCUGGUAGUAUACCUUGCCAUAUUUAUCUUCUUUAACGCAAGGCAAGUUCGAAACCUUCUCUUAUCUAUAGCCGACAUGAUGGAUCCACAGACACCACGCAGGAAACUAUUCAAGCCUUCAAGUAUAAUGAAGACGCCAACUUCUUCAACAAAGCAGAGACCAACUACUUCCGCGCAUUCAAGUUUUCAAUCUCACGAAGUCCUGACUCCCACAGAGACAGUUAGUCGAAGCACGGAUACUUUUGGUGGUUUACUAGAGACUACAACGAGUAUUGUAGAUAAUUUAAGAGUCGGGGAGGACGCUUCGGAUCGGGCGAAUGACGCUGUUAAGAGUAUUGGUGGGAAGCCCCGAGAAAUCCUCAACCCUUCAACUAGCGAUCUCCCCGAAUCCUCGACUCCUACAGACACCCUAAAUUCGCCGACAGACCUUGCUAGAUAUUUCGCCGAACAGGGAAAUUCAGAAAUGAGUACCUUCAUAUCCGCGCUGACUGGCAGGACUCAACACGACCAGACAGGCGUGGCUAGCAACGGCAUUGAAACACCGAGAGCCGAUACUGAAACGAAGGGUCACGACGACAAGUUAGUGAAUGCGGUGUCUGAGUCGAUCAAACAAUUACCUAGUGAUGAUGCUUCAGUCGUUUCUCCCAAUGAACGAACGAAAGAAAUACUCGAAAAUUUAGCUAGCGACAUAGCGAACAAGACACCUAAUUUUACAAGUUUAACUGAGGGAGAAAGCAAAGAUGAUGACAUAGUUGGCCAACAUGCACCGAAGGUAUCGGACACUGAGAAGCUAACUCAAGACAAUAAUAUUAUCGAUAAAAUACCGGAUCAUCAUCGACCUGCAGAUAUCUCUAAAGAGGCCGAAGGGGCUACGGGCGGCCCGGAAGGACUGAUAUCUGGUGCUGCGCCAACUAAUAUUAUCGGCGAACCCAACACGGGUAUCAUUUCGGAGGAAGCUCAUAUUAAGGUAUCUAGUGAAGAGCCCGAAUCAGGUAUUUCGGCUCGUGAUACUACGGACAACAUGAAAGAAAAUCCAGCUCCUAGCACUUCAGUAGUUUCAGAUGACGAUACGCAGGUUGCGGACAACAUGGACCAACCAGCGCAUAUUGAACGAAGAAUUGAGAUUCCACUUCCUCGCCCUGAAAAGACUGUACGCGAUCCUUCUGAACCGGCAAAGCCGGAAGCAAAUAAUAUACCAGUUGGCCUCGGCGAUCCCGAUGAGCUGCCUGAUGUCCAAGGUCUACCGGGUACGGACGAAUUACAAGAUCCACCAGAAGAAGUCCUGGAUCCUUCUGUGCAUUCUCCGUCUUCUAGUAUUACCCCUAUUCCAAAGAUCCCAAAAAUUACACCCAUUGGCAUGGCGCCGCCUCCUGAUCUUCUUCGCCUCGCACAUGGCCUUAGCGGAGGUGUUAUCGACGACGUUGGCAGCAUUGUAGACACGUCAGGAAAGGUACUCGGUCACGCGACAGGAGACCUCCCUGCCAUGGUGGGUAGAACGGUUGCAGACAACGGCGAAGUCUACGGAGAAAGCGGAGAGGUCAUUGGAUACGUUUCUGAGAAUUUUACCGGCCCACCGCCGCCUGUCGAUAUCCCAGAAAACGUGCUCGAGGGGUUGAAGAUAGAUCAUGAUGGCAACAUCCUCGACACAAAUGGCAACAUCAUCGGUCGCUUCAACGAGAAAGCCGAGGAGAAUGAAAAUUUGGCCUCUUUUAUGAAACGGCCCAAGCCAGACGAAUCCCAGGCCGACGAUAGAAAACCUGAUGAUAAAAAGCCAAAAGUAAAUGCUCAUACGGGAGGGAGCCCUUCAGACAUCUUCCUGGAUGUAAAGUCUACGACUGAUGGCAUUCAACUUACAAUUCGCAUCCCUACGACAUUUGGAAGGCAGCCACAAGAUUCAUAGGCACAUG
Daldinia vernicosa is the source of this 1957-nucleotide messenger RNA. RefSeq lists its product as uncharacterized. The transcript has a single exon. The record is from RefSeq and is a predicted model, not a curated record. The coding region runs from base 1 to 1950 and encodes 649 amino acids. Lineage: Eukaryota; Fungi; Ascomycota; Sordariomycetes; Xylariales; Hypoxylaceae.